Molecule: messenger RNA, 1755 nt
Organism: Pseudovirgaria hyperparasitica
Lineage: Eukaryota; Fungi; Ascomycota; Dothideomycetes; Acrospermales; Acrospermaceae
Product: HET-domain-containing protein
Exons: 2
Coding region: 1-1755 (584 amino acids)
Source: RefSeq, a predicted model, not a curated record
AUGAGACUGCUCAACACAUUUACGCUCGAGAUUCGAGAGUUCAUAGUCCAGAACACUCCGCCGUAUGCUAUCCUUUCGCACACGUGGGGCGUAGGCGAAAUUACCUUCGAGGACCUGAUCAAAGAAGACAAAACCCAGGCCAGACAGAAGAAUGGCUUCCUUAAACUCAACGGUUUUUGUGAGAAAGCAAAAGAAGUUGGGUUUGAGUGGGUGUGGAUGGACACUUGCUGUAUCGACAAGAAAAGUAGCGCGGAAUUGGGUGAGGCUAUAAAUUCGAUGUUUGCCUGGUAUCAGAAGGCGAAUGUCUGCUAUGCCUACCUCGACGAUUUCAAGUAUCCGCCGAACUGCACUGAACCUGACUACAUGGACUCGCCAAACGCUUAUGUAGACUCCCUCAAAAAGUGCCGUUGGUUCACACGCGGUUGGACGCUUCAAGAACUGCUCGCUCCAGGCAGCAUUGAGAUGUACGCUCCAGACUGGAGUGAAAUUGGGACCAAGGCCACUUUGGCAUCUCAAAUAUCAUCAAUAACUGGAAUCCAACUGAAUAUCAUCCGCGGGUACGGAGUGGAAUUGAACGUGGCUCAAAAGUUGUCCUGGGCUGCGGGUCGAUCCACAACAAAAAUCGAAGACAUUGCGUAUUGUCUGCUGGGUAUCUUCAAUAUAAACAUGCCCUUGUUGUAUGGAGAAGGGACGAAGGCGUUCCGCCGACUGCAGGAGGAGAUACUGAGAACCACCGAUGAUUACACCUUAUUCAUAUGGAACAUCUUGGACUUCAGGACAAACCGAAGAAGCUCGUCCGGCCCAUUUGCCGAUUCUCCUGACGCGUUUGGAUACAAUAGUACAGGACAGGAGUCUCUAAGCUACGCCGAUGUAUCGAGCACAGAUAUCCAAUUCCCGGAAGUAGUGGAAACUUUAUCUACAAUGCCGCCAAAAAUGACCAAUCGUGGACUCAAGAUACGUCUGCCUGUAUUAAAAGUGCCCGACUUUGCGUACUAUAACGGUGGGUUGCUCGUUCACUUCCCGCUGUCUGCGACCAAAGAGCUGACGACUGCGGUAUGGAUCCAUCGUCAGAGAGUAUAUGGAGACAGAGUCUUUGACAUGAUUUUUCAUCUCGAAAAAGUCCUAUUGGAGAAAGACGAAGACGAGAUUGAAGAACACGUAGAUAUAGACCUGGUUCCCCCGCAUACAGGGCACCACAUAUGUCUCUGGCUGGAAAGCGAUGGAGAUCAGUGGUGUCGUCUUCGAGGCCUCGACAUUGUCUUCAUUCGUGAUGAAGAUCUUGCCAAAUUUGAGUACCAGACUGUGUAUAUCCAAGAGCGUGAAGAGGCCAUUACGUGUUACGUACGUAGACUCGGGAGGGUCUCGAGCUUCAUAAUACAGGAUGCCAACGGUGCCCUACAGCCGCAGUUUCAAAAAAGCUGGAUAGAGCACCCCGAUGAUGAUGGUUGGGGUGGGGUCAUACACUCAGCACGAUUCCGAACGACGAACAACGACUUGUUCUUCGCUCACUUUAGUAUCAGUUGGUGCGAGCUAGUGGUCAUCGCAGAUAUCAGCUCCGCACAUCCAUGGCUGCUCGCUGAACCUGUUGACUGGUACAAAGUCCAUUACUUGGCGCGUCAAAUGAGCAAAUCUGCAUAUUUUGGGCCUGUGGUGCUUGACAGGGCAGUCGCGCGUCUACAAUCGGGCAUUAUGGUCAGAUUGUGCGUCCGACGGACCGUUGCAGCUGGGGCGACCGUAACCUUGACACUUACUUGA